Messenger RNA from Cydia fagiglandana, 771 nucleotides. RefSeq lists its product as uncharacterized. The transcript has 3 exons. The record is from RefSeq and is a predicted model, not a curated record. Bases 67 to 771 code for a protein of 234 amino acids. Lineage: Eukaryota; Metazoa; Arthropoda; Insecta; Lepidoptera; Tortricidae. Gene Ontology annotation, molecular function: RNA uridylyltransferase activity.
UGACUUUUUUUUUUAAUUACUUGCCAGUUCCAAUAACCCUUUGUACCAGAAGAAUACUCUAACAAAAUGAGCAGAACACAUGACAUACUGGAUCCUUCGUGGAUGCGACUGGAGGGAACAUUUGACGAGCAAGUCGUGAAGUUGUUCUACCAUGUAACAUUGACCAGGGAUGAAGUAGAGGAGGACCUGAUCUGGCUGUUCAGGGAUGUGAAAAACAUGUUAAGGACCUAUUGGCCAGGAUGUGAGCUAGUGCCCUACGGCUCUCUAUACCAAGGCACGGCAUUUAAGACCAGCGAUGUGGACUGCUUCAUCCAAAUCCCGAUCCUACACAAGACCGCCGGAGACACAGUCGUGCUCACAGCCAGGGAUAUUCUCAGCCGCCGUUCUGACUUAUUUGCACAACUAUCCGCCGCAACAAAUGUACCAGUGCCUAUUGUGAAAUUUUUCCAUAUGCCAACCAGCAGAGAAUGUGAUUUGACCUUUGAUUGCCCGCCUGGAGUCAGUAAUAGUAAAUUAUUGUGGUAUUUAUUCCAUUUAGACAAAAGAGCGAUGGAUCUAGCAAUCCUUGUUAAAUACUGGGCAAAAAUUCACAACUUCAUUGGGCCGUACAUGCUGAGGACUUAUGCAUUACUACUGAUGGUAGUUUUGUAUCUCCAGCAAUUAAGAAUUUUACCAACCAUACAUGCCCUGCAAAGAAAUGUUCCUUAUGUUUCCUGGCGAGUCUGGAACAAGGCCUUUCAAAUUGCUCUGUUCUUGUAUUUCCUGAACUAG